AUGUAUUAGAGGAUUAUAAUCCUAAUUUUGAGUUUUUGUGUGGGUAGUACUGGAGACUUUGUUUUAUUUUUUGCUAGUAUCAGUGAUUCAUCCCGUGAAUGUUUAUGUUAUAAUGCUAUUGCAGAAACCAUUAAAGAAUUUGAAAGGAAAAACAAUUCGGCAGUUCCUAAUUUGAUCCGAUUGCAUUGGACUGUUUCGUUUGACAUUACUGUGAAAUGUGAAAUUAGAAAUGUUUUACAGUUCUAUUAAAAGUACUGUUACCACUGAGUGGUGGUGCUGCUGUUGCAAGUACUGGUUAUAAUAAUUUAUCUAUGCAAAUAUUUAUGCUUCGUUUUUACCUGUUACCUUACCUUUCAGUAGAUCCUACUAUGAAGUCCUACCACUGAACAACCAACCAUGGAUGAUUAUGAUCUAGAAAAGGAAAAUGAUAGAAAGGAGAAUGUGAAUGCUGAGUAUAUUCCAACGAAAUGUCGCAUAACUCGACCUCCACCACCAAAACCCGUCACGAAUCCUUUACAGUUUGUGAAAGUGGCGCCUCCACCAUUAUUCAAAAAAGCCCAUGAACAAAUCAAGAAAGUCGAAGAGAUGAAAAAGGAGAGGAAGGAGGUGCGGGAAGAAACAGAAGACUGGCAAGCUAAUUUAGACAACUGGAAAAGUUGUCGGAGAAAAAGGCAAGAGCAUAUUAUUGAGAGAGUGGUGGAAGUAAAAAAAUUGACUGAACAAGAAGAAAUGGCAAAAUGCAGAAGAAAAAGUAAGACUUUUAAUGAGAUGCUAGAAGAAAGAAAUCAACAAGGAAGAACAAAAUUGAGAAUACCAAUUUAUGAUGAUUCUGAUGAUCUAGGAGAUCUUGGCAUAGGAAACAGCUCUUCAAAAAACAGCCCAAAUGUUCCUGACAAUGAAAAAACAGUGGCCGAUCAAAAACCAGAAACUUACACAACCUUACAUGACUUCAAAGAAACAGAAAGCAACAAGUCAACAUCCCCAAACCAAAGUAAACUUGCAAUCUCUCCAACUGUAAAAGAAGAAACCACUCCCACUCACACCAACACUACCAUUGACAAACCAAAGUAUCCUCCACCUAAAUCAGCUAGUUUAGAUUUUGACACCAGUGAAAGUUCCAAACAAUACACUUAUGAAGGAGCAAUCCAAGAUUACCGAUCUAGAAUUCAAAACAAAAUGAAAGUGGAUGAGUCAAUUUUUCAUAAAAAAGAAGUUAAUAAGUCCAAAGAGUUUUCUGAGGCCCAAGCUGUGGUCCCCAAAGGAGAAAUAUCCCGACGAAAAGGCGUUUUCGAGUCAUCUAAAUCAGUGGAAAUUACUCACAUGGAAAGUACCAGCUCAAGAAGGCUAUCGGAGGACUUCGCUAACGCGCGAAGCCUAAAGGACCGACUUAAAAGCUUAGAGAACUCUUCAGAUCCCUCCCAGCCGAAAAUCGACCCCGAUGAAAUCCGCGUGUCUGUCAAAGAACGUUUGGCGAAUUUCGAUAAGCAAAUUGAAACUGAAACCAAAGCACCUAGGAAACCAGAACCUGUAAAAAUAAGCAAGUACCUAUUAGAGAAGCCGUUUGAUAGUUGUGCCAAAAACGAGUUGGAAACCAGCAGCAGUUAUUCUAGUCAAGAAGCAGAAAAUUAUAUAAACAAAUUGAAUAUGAUUAGUCAGGACCUAAGUAAUUUAGUUGAAACCAAACCUUCUUCAACCCCUUCAAUAGAGUCACUUGGAGUAUUUUCUGAUCGAGAAGAUAGUGGCAUCCAUACAGCUGACGUGUCUUGUUCAGUGAGUCAAGCUGAUGAGCCUGCUGAUCUUGAUUUAAAUAUUAUCCCUGAAUGCAUUGAAAAACUUAAAGUGAAUGAAGAAAAGCUAAUAUAUAAAAGUAAGGAAAUAAUUAGCAUUACUGAAGAAUUCUUGGAUAACCUCAUACAAGAAGCUACAAAAGAGAUUUGUGAUCAACAAGAGUUGAAGCAACUACAAGAAACUAAGAAACCUAAAAUAUAUGAAAACAUCUUGCCAGAUAAUAUCAAUUAUAUAAGUACAGAGUUUCCUUUAUACCCUCCAAGAUUAGAAGCCCCAAAAAGUAGGCCUCCUCCACCACCACCACCUGAUUCAACUGAAGAUCCUCCAACUGCAAACGUUCGAAGGAUGAAUUCGACGAAAAGAAUCAAAAAGGAAAUCCACAGCAAAAGAUCAAGUUUUUUAGGCCUUGAGGAUGCUGACAAUGAAUUGCUGGACCCAGAAGAGAUUGUGGAGAAACCACCAGACAUAAGCAGUUUUUUAUUGGAAGAACAGAAGCUAGAAAAGUCACUGUUCCGAAAAAUCCAUGAUGAUUCCUCCAGGACCGGGUUGCUUAGUAAAGUGGAAAGUCACGAUUCGGGUUUGGACAGCGAUCGGGGGAGGUCUUCUAGCAACACUUGGUGUAGCAGCGUACCUUAUCAUGAUCGUCAAGAUAGUGAGCCCACAAACAGUAUCACGUCUGAGGAAGACGAGAUAAUCAAAAAAGAAAGGGAAAUAAUAGCGAUGGUAGAAAAAGAAGAGAAAUGCAGGGAUAAAAUGGAUUACGUCAUUAAUUCAAAAUCUUUACUGCAAAAAUCACCCACUGAACCUGGAAUUAAAUCUAAUGAGUUCGAUGAUUCAUAUUUUUCUGAGCCCUUGUCUCAUUAUUCAGACGAACAAGACCUAGAAGUUCUAAAAGUACGUCAGGAGCUUUUUCAAUUGGAACAAGAGGAACUGGAAAGGCAACGAGACGAAAUCUUAUUCAGGGAGGGUCGCAAAGCAAGAUUAGCAAACAGACGUUCUUUUGAUAAUAUAUGCGAUGAUAUGUACCCUACCUAUGUGAACACAGAUUUCAGGAAAACAUUGCAGAUGCCUUUAAGUUUCAGCAAAUCUAUAGGAGACAUGCCUGGAGCUUAUUACAAUGAACCGGUUAAAUUCAGGCAAUCAACAUUGGAUAUUCAACAUUCUGUGCCUGAACAGCGCUCUUUUACCAGUAACAACUUAUUGGCUAUUGACCAUAGAAAAUCGAUGCCGGAACUUCAGCAUGAUUCCACGGUACGAUCUGCCUUCAUUUCGCCAGUAUCGAUGGACAGGCAGCCAAUUAAACCUAGCACGAAACCUCUUAGAACUAUAUCGACUCCUAGUUUAAAAACAAAACCACCUAUUAUGAGUCCAAAACCUGUUGUUGCACCAAGGAGCUAUAAUCAGCAUUGGGUUUUCCAGGAAGCAGAGAUGAGGAGAUUAGCUGAGCACCAGAACAAACCAAAACAGGACAAACCUCUUCCCGAUUCUGUUAUUUAUACCUUAACUCAGAGGGUACAAAAUAGGGUUAAUCAAUCACCACGAAGAAAUAUACCUCCUCAACCGAAUCAAGACUAUAACAAUCAUCCAAUUUAUGUCAAUUAUUCACAAAUGAUGUCCCCAGAACCGUUGAUAUCUGGUUCAAAGAAAGGCGACACUGUGCCAGAUAAAAUGUUGAGUGUUAGUGGCAAAAAGAAGUGUUCUUAUUGCAGUAAUGAAUUAGGGAGAGGUGCAGCCAUGAUAAUUGAAAGCUUAUGUCUGUUCUACCACAUGGAGUGCUUCAAGUGUUGUGUAUGUCACGUGCAGCUAGGGGAUGGUCGUAUCGGCACCGACGUCAGAGUUCGCAACCAAAAAUUGCACUGUCACAACUGUUAUUCCAGUGAUGAUGGUAUUAAAUUUAGUUGUGUUUGAAUUAUUUUUAAGUGAAAUUCAAUUCACCCUUUUAAACAAUCAAAAUUCUAUAAGGGGUUGAGACAGAAUUGUAUACUUUGUGCGUUUUAACUUUUUUUGACGUUAACCUGCACUUUUGCAGCUUAUACUUUAUAUUAUGUAUAUUAAUUGGUUGUGUAAAGUUUAUUUUAAGUAAAUUAAUGUUGUUAAUCUAUAUUUCUUAAACAAAAUUGUUACCCUAUUUAUUAUUAUUAUUUAGUAGUAUUAGAAGUUUACUAACAGUAAAUAUCCUGAACGGCCUUUUAACAUUUUUGUUAGUGUUUUGUAUUAGUUUAUUUGUUAAUUGCCAAAAAUAACAAUAACGACAACUUAUUUAGACAUUUGUAGUUGUUUAUAUAUUACUAUACACUUAUUAAUGUUUUGAUAGACGUAUUUGUACUUACCUACUGUAUAUAUCUUGAUAUACAAAUAUUAUGUAUAUAUAUAUCUCUUUUCUUGAAUGGCAGCCACAGUU
Molecule: messenger RNA, 4189 nt
Organism: Anthonomus grandis grandis
Lineage: Eukaryota; Metazoa; Arthropoda; Insecta; Coleoptera; Curculionidae
Exons: 11
Coding region: 397-3696 (1099 amino acids)
Biological process (GO): positive regulation of stress fiber assembly; regulation of focal adhesion assembly
Cellular component (GO): stress fiber
Molecular function (GO): myosin II head/neck binding
Source: RefSeq, a predicted model, not a curated record